Molecule: messenger RNA, 843 nt
Organism: Clupea harengus (Atlantic herring)
Lineage: Eukaryota; Metazoa; Chordata; Actinopteri; Clupeiformes; Clupeidae
Product: gap junction beta-2 protein-like
Exons: 1
Coding region: 79-843 (254 amino acids)
Biological process (GO): cell-cell signaling; gap junction-mediated intercellular transport
Cellular component (GO): connexin complex
Molecular function (GO): gap junction channel activity
Source: RefSeq, a predicted model, not a curated record
UCCAAUAAUUAUGUAUGUCUUCCACAGGCUGUUUAACCCUUGACCUCUACGAGCAGUUGCAGAGGACAGAAGAGCAGCAUGAGCUGGGGCGAGCUGUACACCCAGCUGGCCGGCGUCAACCGCCAGUCCACCGGCCUGGGCAAGGUGUGGCUCUCUUUCCUGUUCAUUUUCCGCGUCACCAUCCUGGUCCUGGCGGCCGAGAAAGUGUGGGGGGACGAGCAGUCCGACUUCAAGUGCAACACGCUGCAGCCGGGCUGUGAGAAUGUCUGCUACGACCACUUCUUCCCUAUCUCGCACGUGCGCCUCUGGUGCUUGCAGCUGGUGUUUGCCUCCACGCCACCCCUGCUGGUGGCCAUGCACGUAGCCCAUCGCAAGCGCAGCAGCAAGUCCUCCGCACGGGCCAGGCAACAGGAGGAGGAGCUGAAGAGCAUUCGCCAAAGGAGGCUGCCCAUCACGGGGACGCUGUGGUGGACCUACGCCCUCAGCCUGGUUUUCAGGCUAGUGUUCGAGGCGGUGUUUGUCUAUGCCAUGUACGCCAUCUACGGGAGCUUCUGGAUCCCUCGCCUGGUGCGCUGCGAGCAGUGGCCUUGCCCCAACGAGGUGGACUGCUUCGUAUCACGGCCCACUGAGAAGACGGUGUUCACCAUGUUCAUGGUGGCGGCGUCGGGUGCAUGCAUGGUGCUCAACGCGACCGAGCUCGCCUACCUCAUAGCCAAAAUGAUGAUGAAGUGCUCCAGGCCAGGCGCCAGGAGAGAUGCCUGCUCCUCCCGCUGCUCCAACCGCCCGCCAGUGGAGCAGAACCAGAGGAAUGAGUGUUUAACCUCCUUGACAACUCCUUUCUGA